Molecule: messenger RNA, 1208 nt
Organism: Lytechinus variegatus (green sea urchin)
Lineage: Eukaryota; Metazoa; Echinodermata; Echinoidea; Temnopleuroida; Toxopneustidae
Exons: 3
Coding region: 1-1029 (342 amino acids)
Cellular component (GO): extracellular region
Molecular function (GO): hormone activity
Source: RefSeq, a predicted model, not a curated record
AUGAUUUGCAGUGGCUUCCCGUUGGCUCUUCUGUCUCUCCUCCUAUUGGUUAUUUUGUGUCACGUGACUGCGUCAUUUCCGCUCCUUUGCGGUCAAGAACUUGUGAAUGCUGUUGCAUUUGUGUGUGACGGCCGUGGCUACUAUGGUCAGCCCAGCAAAAGAUCGGCUGGCGUCUUCGAGUUGGAAUCACGGGCAAAGACAUUUCUGAAGUCGGGGAUAUCCAGAGGUGAGCUUGGUCGGUCAAAACGCCGCGUAAGAACAGGUCUCAUCGUAACAGAGUGCUGCCACAACCGAUGUUCAGUCUCCCAUCUGGAAAGUUACUGCAAUCCACUGCCCCAGGACGCUGUCCAUGACCCAGAAGUGCACAUACGACUGGAGAAGUCCGCCGAAGAAGAUGCCGACGAAGGGCGCCCCCAAGAUGGUCCAAGUCAAGUGGACACCGCUACGGGAACAAUGCUUGGAACGGAUACGUCGGAGUCCCGAGGACGAGUUCGCAUUGAUGCUGUUGAGAAAGUAAUUUCUGGCAGACUGAUUCCAACAUCGACAAUGGGGUCAUCCACGACUCCAUCGCGGAAGAAACCAAGGAAGGAUAAGAGCGAGAGAAGGAAAUCGUCAAGAGAAGAGAAACAGGCUAGGAGAGAGGAGAGGAGGAGGAAUAGGGAACGGAGCUCUGGGGGCAAGUCACGGAGUGGACGGCGGAAAAACAAGGAUAAUGAUCGUUCAUCGAGAGCCAAACGACAGGGCCUGACUUUGUGGAGGAACAUGUUUUCGCAGAAGGCUCUCAGUAAUACCCAGGCUCUUGAGAAUCAACACAUCCUUGACUCUCUAAACGGAAUAGCGCCAUCUUCGACCAUCAUCGACACAUUUGAGACGGAAACCUUACUCCAGCAAGAAAAGUCCCUCCAAGACGGUGCUAUUUCACAUACCAAGCAACCAUCAAUAAAUGCAGAUGAGGAUAGAAAUGCAAUAUUUUCUGAUUUAAUGACAAAAUUAAGAACACUUGUGUUAGACUUCACCUCCGAUAGGUGAGAGAAGCUAGCAUUCCUUGUUUUCUUCAAAUAUAUAUCAUUGUUUAUAUUUAAGUUUGAUGUAAGAAAGAGAAGGGGGUAAGGCUGAAAGAAAAUGGCUGAAAAUGGCUGAAAAAUGGCUGAACAUCCCUCAAAGGGAGAUCCAUUCUUAUUUUUAAAAAGUUACAUUGAUAAUGAUAU